GCGAAAUCCAUGAGUCAAACGGCGUGGACGACGACCUAAAUACUAGACUGUGAGUUGGAGGUUAGGAUUUGGGGAUAUAAAAGCUCGAAUUGCUCGGUAUUCUCCCAUCAAAUUCAACAAUAGACAUCGACAUCCACAUCGAGAUGGCCAAGGUUACCGCUUUCCCGCCUCUGGUACCCUUUCCGGAAGCGGCAUGGAGAGAACAUAUUGUACCUGAGGAAUGGGAAGCUUGCUUGGAUGCUUGGUUAGCUCUCGCUGGGGCUCAUCUUUCGUUGUCGAAUGCAGACUUUGCCCGGGUCUCCGCCAAGGACGAAUCUUUACCAGCUUUCCUAACCUCCUAUGCUGAGCAAACGGGCUUGUCACAUGACAAAACUCCAUCGGGGAACGUUCAUAAGACAAGACAACUACGCAAGCAAAGCUUCUUAUUAUCUCACAGACUGCUGAAUACGGAUCAUCCACCAGGCCCACUGCUUCGUUGGGAAUUUCUGGCAGACUUGAGCAAGAUAUAUGGCAAGGAUCAUGGCAACAAAGUUGUCACACUGGUCUGGAAACAGCAUUUGCCCUCCUUGGAACCCUCUUUGGCCGCCCUCAAGACCUCUUUGAUUAAAGAACUGGACACUGGUUUGAAAGGUGAUUUGAAGACAGCAGAGUCAGAACUUAAACGGCUAAACCACCUGCUUCAUUCUUCCCCUGAAGUAGCUGCGUUCUUCAUGGCUGGAAGCGACUUUGUGGACUCUCUCAUCAGCUGCUAUAAGCUCAUGAACCCACCAUUACGAAAGGCUAUUAUCUCGACGCUCUAUCUCUGCUUAAUUGGACUUACGGAAGGGGAGAAACCAAACUUCUCUGCUCUGGUCGAUCAGCUUUACUCACUGAAAGCUGCAGCUGAAGCUCAUAAGGCCGGGCCUACGAACGUCAAUGACUCGCUCGUUGCUGAGCUGGUCACCGAGACUCCUAUUCUAAAACAAGUUCACCAGAUAAUUGAAACAAGUGGUUCAGGAUCUAGUAGAGCAAAGUCUGUUCUUACUUCUCUUGCAGAUUUUCGAAAAGCAGGUGGUAGUUCAAGACCACAGCGUCUCAUUAAGAGGAAGAUCAAUAAAGGAAAGGGAGUUGCUUUUGAGGUUGAUGGUUAUACAUCAGUUCAUGUGCACCGCAUGAGCUUGGUUUCACAGGUUCAGGAUCUCUUCCCAGAUCUUGGUUCUAGCUUUGUGGUGAAGUUGUUGGAUGAGUAUGGCGAUGAUGUGGAGCAAGUGAUCUCGCACCUCUUAGAAGGAUCAUUACCUGCGCAUCUCGAGAGUGCUGAUCGGUCAGCGGAACUGCCUUCUCCCAGUCAGCUCACAGGGGAUCCCGCCCCUAACCUGGCACCACAUUCAACACCACCCCAACUACCAACCCGCCACAACAUCUUCGAUGACGAUGACUUCGACCAACUAGCAAUAGACACCUCUAAGCUCCACUUCGGUCAGCGGAAUCCCGAAAAGACAGCGGAUGACAUCCUGAGAGACCGAUCCACCGCCCCAAAUAAAGCAGCCAUCCUCUCUGCCCUCGCAGCAUUCGAUUCCGACGACGACGAGAGAGACGACACCUACGACGUUGCAGACGUAGGAGGAACCGUUGACUCAGCUGCUCCGGGCAAUAAUCCAGAGGAAGAUAAAACAAGCACUGAUGUCCGUGAUGCUCAAGAUGAGGCCCUAUUCCGAGCCUACAGAGCAACACCCAACGUAUUUGAUCGUGAUGCCGCUACUCGCCGAGGCAAGGCUCGGAUGGCACUGAAAGAAGAGAUAGGCAUGACAGAUGAAGCUAUCGAAGGAUGGGGACUGAUGCUCUCCCGCGACGGACGACAAAUGAAGAGACUCGAAGCUAAAUUCUCUACGUUCACGGGGACACAGAAGGAGUUAGCCCCCACGUCUUGGAGAGCUAGUCCUCAGGGAUCUGGAACGGAGGAUUCAGAUGUUGAUGGGAAUAGAAAUGACAGGGGCAGAGGAGGGAGGUUGAGGGGCGCGCCUAGGGAACGGGGAAGAGGGAGAGGCAAUGUGGCAGGCCCGAGUGGGGAGAAGAACACGGAGAUGGCGAGGAGGGGGAAGGAGGCUAAUAAGGGGUCGAGGGCGAAUCAUAAUCGGAGGGAUCAGAGGGCUAGGAAGAUGGCUAGGGGUGGAUUCCCUGGUUAGAGCUCCGGGAAAGGGCUGCAUAGCGGUCAUGAGUUUAUGAAGCAUGAGAGGAUAGAAGACGAAGCAUAUGGGGGUAGAAAAGAAUCAUGUUCGAUGAGCAAUUGGGAGACGUUCACGCUUCAAAUUUGCCCUUUUUCGCAUCGCUGUCCCAAAAAUUCUGUCACAUCAAGAUUUACCUGGAAUCUCAAAUAAACCCCACAGCUUUGGACUGC
Molecule: messenger RNA, 2377 nt
Organism: Hyaloscypha bicolor E
Lineage: Eukaryota; Fungi; Ascomycota; Leotiomycetes; Helotiales; Hyaloscyphaceae
Exons: 2
Coding region: 144-2165 (673 amino acids)
Molecular function (GO): ubiquitin binding
Source: RefSeq, a predicted model, not a curated record